Molecule: messenger RNA, 4317 nt
Organism: Trematomus bernacchii (emerald rockcod)
Lineage: Eukaryota; Metazoa; Chordata; Actinopteri; Perciformes; Nototheniidae
Product: protein NLRC3-like
Exons: 20
Coding region: 100-4317 (1405 amino acids)
Biological process (GO): regulation of apoptotic process
Molecular function (GO): protein binding; metal ion binding
Source: RefSeq, a predicted model, not a curated record
CAGACAGACAGGGACGUUAAAGUUAAAGAAGGAAGUCAGACUGCCAGACUCCAUUUCACACUUUGACAGAGCAGCAGGAGGAAAACAGGACUGGAGAAGAUGAUUGAUAUUAUAGAUGGGAAAGAGGACGGAUCCACAGUCUCAAGCUGUCCGUCUCUGAGGAGUUACCGGUCUAAAGGGCGAGAUGCAGACUUCAUUGAUGAACCUGGACUCUUAGACACAAAACAGAGAGCAGGGUCUCUAGUCUCCAGCUGGCUGUCUCUGAAGAGUGACGGGUCUAUGAGUCAUCCUCUACUCUUCAGUGAUGAACCUGGACCCUCAGACACAAAACAGAGAGCAGGGUCUCUAGUCUCCAGCUGGCUAAAGAAGAGUGACCAGUCUGAAGAGGAACCUCCAGACUUCAGUGAUGACCCUGGACCCUCAGACACAAAAGGGAAGAGGAAGAGUGGUGUUCCUGUGGAGGAGCAGCUGUCCAGCUGUGCUCUGUGUCAGGACGUCCUGAAGGAUCCAGUCUCUACCAGCUGUGGACACUGGUUCUGCAGACAGUGCAUCACCUCAUACUGGGAGCAGAGACCUCCAUCAGGAGACUCCUGCUGUCCCCAGUGUGGAGAAAGAUGCAGAACCAGAUAUUUGGUUUUAGAUGAACAUAGGCUCAGUCUGAGGAGGAGAUGUGAACAUGUGACUGAAGGAACUGAUGAAAGUGAAACCCUCCUCAACAGGAUCUUCACUGAGCUCUACAUCACACAAGGCCAGAGUGAAGAGGUUAAUACCCAACAUGAGGUGUGGCAGCUGGAGACAGUUUCCAAGAAAGAGACCCUCCAUGAAACUCCAAUCAAGUGCCAGGACAUCUUUAAAGCCUCACCUGACCAACAGACUCACAUCAGAGUGGUCCUGACCAACGGAGUCGCUGGAGUUGGAAAAACCUUCUCAGUGCAGAAGUUCACUCUGGACUGGGCCGAGGGUUUGGGAAACCAAGAUGUCAGUCUGGUGAUCCUGCUCUCCUUCAGGGAGCUGAACCUGAUCAAAGGUGAGCAGUACAGUCUUCUCAGGCUGCUCCAUGUUUUCCAUCCAACCUUACAGAAGGUCACAGCAGAGCAGCUGGCUGUCUGCAAAGUGCUGCUCAUCUUUGACGGCCUGGAUGAAAGCAGACUUUCUCUGGACUUCAGAAACAAUGAGGUUGUGUCUGAUGUCUCUCAGCAGUCCUCAGUCAACGUGCUGCUGACAAACCUCAUCAGGGGGGAACUGCUUCCCUCGGCUCUCGUCUGGAUAACUUCCCGACCUGCAGCGGCCAAUCAGAUCCCUCCUGAGUGUGUGGACAGGGUAACAGAAGUACGAGGCUUCACUGAUGCCCAGAAGGAGGAGUACUUCAGGAGGAGAUCGAGUGAUGAAGACCUGUCCAGCAGAAUCAUCUCUCACAUCAAGAGCUCCAGGAGCCUCCACAUCAUGUGUCUGAUCCCAGUCUUCUGCUGGAUCACUGCUGCAGUUCUGGACCACAUGUUGACUACAGACCAGAGAGGAGAGCUGCCCAAGACCCUCACUGCCAUGUACUCACACUUCCUGCUGGUCCAGACCAAGAGGAAGAAGCAGAAGUAUGAAGAGGGACAUGAGACGAGUCCACAGCAGCUGACGGAGGCUGACAGGGAGGUUCUUCUGAAGCUGGGGAGGCUGGCGUUUGAGCAUCUGGAGAAAGGAGACAUCAUGUUCUACCAAGAAGACCUGGAGCGCUGUGGUCUUGAUGUCACUGAGGCCUUGGUGCACUCAGGAGUUUGUACACAGAUCUUCAAAAGAGAGAGUGUGAUCUUUGAGAAAACAGUCUACUGCUUUGUUUAUCUGAGCAUUCAGGAGUUUCUGGCUGCAGUCUACUUGUUCCACUGUUACACCAACAGAGACACAGAGGUACUGAAGGACUUCCUGCAGAGAGACUAUAGCAACAUAUUUAGCAGUGAUGAUGAUUACCCAUCCCUGGAUGUCUUCCUAAAGGGAGCCAUGGAGAAAUCCCUCAGAAGUGAAAAUGGCCACCUGGACCUGUUUGUCCGCUUUCUCCACGGCCUCUCUCUGGAGUCCAACCAGAGACUGUUAGGAGGCCUGCUGGGUCGCACAGACAACAGUCCAGAAAUCAUCCAGAGAGCCAUCACCAACCUGAAGAAGAUGAGAAGUGAUGAAAUCUCUCCUGACAGGAGCAUCAACAUCUUCCACUGUCUGACAGAGAUGAAGGACCACUCAGUACAUCAGGAGAUCACAGAGUUCCUGAAGUCAGAGAACAGAUCAGAGGAGAGAUUCUCUGGGAUCCGCUGCUCAGCUCUGGCCAUCAUGCUGCAGAUGUCAGAGGAGGUUCUGGAUGAGUUGGACCUGGAGAAGUACAACACAUCACGGGAGGGACGACGGAGACUGAUUCCAGCUGUGAGGAACUGCAGGAAGGCCAAGCUUUCUGACUGUGGACUCUCAGAGACUGACUGUGAAAUCGUGGCCUCAGCUCUGAAAUCUGACCCCUCCCAUCUGAGGGAUCUGGACCUGAGUAACAACGAUCUGCAGGAAUCAGGAGUGGAGCUGCUGUGUUAUGGACUAAAGAGUCCAAACUGCAGACUGGAGACUCUCAGACUGAGGAGCUGCAGUUUGUCAGAGAUCAGCUGUUCUGCUCUGAUCUCAGCUCUGAAGUCCAACCCCUGCCAUCUGAGAGAUCUGCACCUGAGUCACAACGCUCUGCAGGAUUCAGGAGUGGAGCUGCUGAGAGAUCUUCUGGAGAGUCCAGACUGCAGACUGGAGACCCUCAGACUGAAUGGCUGCAGUUUGUCAGAGAUCAGCUGUUCUGCUCUGAUCUCAGCUCUGAAGUCCAACCUCCACCUGAGAGAUCUGGACCUGAGUUACAACGAUCUGAAGGAUUCAGGAGUGAAGCUGCUGAGAGAUCUUCUGGAGAGUCCAGACUGCAGACUGGAGACUCUCAGACUGAGGCGCUGCAGGUUGUCAGAGAUCAGCUGUUCUUCUCUGGCCUCAGCUCUGAAGUCCAACAUCCAUCUGAGAGAUCUGGACCUGAGAAAGAACGAUCUGCAGGAUUCAGGAGAGAAGCUGCUGAGAGAUCUUCUGGAGAGUCCAGACUGCAGACUGGAGACUCUCAGGAUUAGAGAUGAUGAGACGAUCAGAGCCAAGAUCCAGAAGACCUGUGACUCCGAUGUGGACCAGGAAGUGAAGACAGACAGAAAGGCUCCUGAAUCCUUCUCACCUGAACACACAACUGAGUCUCCAUACAGGUUCAGGUGUCCUGGUCCAGGUGAGUUCCAGUGUGCUUCGACUGGCCUGGUGUUCGUCAUGGCUCAGGAGGCGGAGCUUCUGUACAGGACGGUCCCUUGGGAGGAGAGCCUCCUCCAAUCAGCUGGCAAGCAGGCAGCAGGGCCGCUGUUCGACGUGAAGAGUUCUGUUGAAGCUGCCGUCGUCCAGCUCCACCUGCCACACAGUGAGACAGAGGAAGCGCUGCUCCUGGACGGCCUGUUGUCUGUCGUCCACAUCACUGAGGAAGGCCUGAGCAUCUUGGAGCCGCUGGAGGUCACACGCACUCACGUGGUGGUGAAGGUGCCUCACCUCUCUAAAUUUGGCCUUACCAUCGAUCGAUUGAAAAGGCUUUUAAAGAAGCGGAUAAAAGGCCAAAUUCUGGUGUUCCUACGACCCCCGGGCAGAGAGGAGCAAACACUGGAUGUACAUCUGCUGCAGAAAAACGUCCUUGUGGAGAAGGUUGCUGAUCAACACAGCUGUGCUGUGAACAUCCCAAUCGCCUCUGACUGUAAGCUGGACAUUCAUCACAGUUACAGUGUGCACUGUGAACCUGAGGGCUUCUUCAUUCAGCCUGAGAGUAAAAGAUUUGAAUCAAGUUUUGGACCAAAUUACCAUCCGACAUUUCAAGUGUCCCUGACGACGAGCACAGAGAGAGUGUUUUUGAAGGUCAAGGACCAAGAUGGAAACGUAGUCUGGAAAUAUCGCGUGCCACUGGAAGUUCCAAGGCGGCAAUUAUCCCAGAGAAAUGUACCAGCAGAGAGCAGAGACCCAGCAGAGAGCAGAGUCCCAGCAGAGAGCAGAGUCCCAGCAGAGAGCAGAGUCCCAGCAGAGAGCAGAGUCCCAGCAGAGAGCAGAGACCCAGCAGAGAGCAGAGUCCCAUCUAAAGUGAUCAGUAAAUCUGAAAUGGAUUCAGCCAGAAACAAAUCCCGAAAUGACGGAGCCCGAGAGGUGGUGGACGUGGUGCGAAAUAAAGGAGCUGCAGCCAGCAGGGUUCUGAUCAAUGCUCUCCGUGAGCUGGACCCGUAUCUUUACGAAGAGCUCGACUCGAGCUGA